AUGGAAAAGUCCGGUCUUGUUGCGGAAGAUGCCCGAUCAAACAGUUUUGACUCUCCGGUCCUCUUAGGCGCCGAUGCCGACUACAAUGACCCAGCUGCUGCAGUAACCGGGCACCAACGCGCUACAUCCUCCUUUGACGUCUCCUCCAACAGCCAGACUUUCCUCAGCGGCACAGACAGUGGAGCCGAUAGCGAGGGCGAUUCUAGCAGUCAGUCGGGUGUGUGCUAUGCUGAUACAACGAAAUAUCAUAAGAGCUUCCUGACUGGAAUGGAGGAGAACGAAGAUAGAGGCCUGGCUGGAGUUUACCAAAACGGGCUUUUCAAGCAGAUCUUCGAAUUUUAUUUAGAAAAGCAGGCUGGAAUGCAUACAAUGUGGCUACUCGCCGGUUCCAACAUACAUGUACUUUUUCAUGCAGACUUUUCAGAAAUGAACCCGCUAGAGAAUGCAGUGGACAGUUGGGUCUAA
Messenger RNA from Dibothriocephalus latus, 465 nucleotides. The record is from the annotation of a GenBank genome assembly. NCBI's taxonomy places the organism in Eukaryota, Metazoa, Platyhelminthes, Cestoda, Diphyllobothriidea, Diphyllobothriidae.